GGAACAUGGCAGUAGUUAACUGUUACGUUACAGUGUUAGACACAGAGUUUUUUAACUGCUUCGAAGUUCAGAUGACAGGUCAGCUGUACGAAUUCAAACGACAACUUGUCACUCAGCCAGGAGUAGACGGGAGUUCAUGAACGUUUUCUCAUUGACUUGUUGAAAGCUUACGCGUUUUAUUCUUGAUUAUUAUUAUUAUUGUAAUAUAUUAAGAUUCAUCAUGGCUCUGUCCCAGAUUCAGUGUCUAGACGACAACCACGUCAACCCGCGGACUAACGAGUCCAAACCGGACUUCUUUUAUAGCGAGGACCAGAGGCUCGCCCUGGAGAUUCUGCUCCGCGAAGGUCGCGAUGCCUUCGUCAAGUUCCUGGAGGAACGCCAAAUGCGGAGCUUCCUUUCAGACGUGGAGCUGGAAACUCUUACGAAGACGUUGGAGCCUUAUGACCCCGGCUCGGACCUCUUCCCGGAGGAUGCCGAAGAAAACGAGCCCCCGCUGUCGCUGCACUACUGGCCGGAAUUGUCGGAUAUGUCCAUCCCGAAGAUGGACUUGGGUUGGCCGCACACUGACUCCUACCGCGGGGUGACGCGCACCACAGUGUACACGCAGCCGCCGCUGGAGGGUCAGACCCACAUCAAGGAGAUUGUCAGACGGAUGAUCGCACAGGCGCAAAAGGUCAUUGCUGUUGUAAUGGAUGUCUUCACAGAUGUUGACAUCUUCAGAGAUUUGAUUGAUGCUGGUUUUAGGAGAAAGGUUUCUGUCUACAUCUUGCUGGAAAGCACAGCACUACCUCAUUUCCUGGCCAUGUGUCAGAGGGCCAGCAUGCAUGCAGGACACCUCAAGCACCUUCGGGUACGCUGUACAGAGGGCACAGAGUUUUACACUCGUUCCUCCACCAAAGUGAAAGGUCGACUGGGACACAGAUUCAUGUUCAUUGAUGGAGACAAAGCUGUAUCCGGAUCAUUCAGUUUCACCUGGAUGUCCUCACGACUGGAUAAAAAUCUCGUCACCGUGGUUACAGGCCAAGCGGUGGAGGCCUUUGAUCAUCUGUUUCGCCACCUUUACAUGAGCUCAAGAUCUGUUGACCUCCAGCAAGUUGCCAUAGAGCCUGAGCCCAAGCGUGAGCCUCUCCCUCAGGUGGCCCCUGUAGCCCUUCCUUCCACUACUAUAACAAGGAAAUUAUACAAUCCCAAGUAUGCCUUACUUAUUGGAGAAGGUGCUACACUGUCUACUGAUCAAGACAGCCCCAAAGAGUCUCAGACACCAGAAGUCCCAGAUACUAAGAAGAGAAGGCGAGGAAGAGGAAGUAAAGAACCUGUUCGAGAAGACGAUUCUAUCCAUCCUGCACUUAUCAAUCUUGAGAAGGCAUACCUGAUUCCUUACUUGCCCACCUGGCCAGAACCUGAUCCCCCAAGUGAUGUAAUUGGUUUUAUAAACAUUAGGGACGCGAAUAAACCAACACAAGUGCAUUUGCAACGCUCUGAGAGGUUUGAAACAAGUCAAGCCAUUCGGUUUACAAAUCCUUUGACUGUAUCCAAGGAACUCAUUCCAGAGGUUGCUAAGAUGACUUCCAAAAUCGAAAAGACAAAUCCUCCACCAUCACAAGAUCAAACCAAAGCAAAAGAGUCUGUACAUGACGGGCUGCAGCGUAUGGAAUCCACCAGUAUGAAAUUUGAAAAACUUGAACUACACUCAGUUCCAGCUAGACCUCUCAAUGACGCUACUCAUGUACUUAACACUGAGCAGAGUAUACAGUCAGUUGCAUUAACCAGUAGAGAGCAAGCUCAGGCCAUGAAACACAUACCUCCCCUGUCCAGCAACAUUGAACACAAAAAAACUCCACUUAAAAUAGAACAGCCAUCUGAACAAAGGAAUAAAGUAGCACCAAAAAUUGGGACUGGUUCAUUUGCUACUCCACAAGCCACUUACCCACCUAGCCCCACUGACUCAAACAUAGGAAAAGAAUAUGCAGGCACCAAACCAACACUACAUCUCAUGCAGGCUAAUCAUGCACAGCCAUACAACACCUGUCACAGUGGAAUUGAUAGUCACACACUUGACACAUCCAACCCCUCCUCUUCAUCAUCUUCAAGCUCAAAUACUCAAACACUGGAAUCCCAAACUAUUCAUCCAGCUAGCAAAAGUAGUAAGACCACCGAUGGCCAAGGCACACCAAAUAUUAGCACUAUGAAGAGGUUGAACAGUCUGACCAGAGAGCAGGUAGCUAUUCACAAGCCCACUGGAGAAAACAAGCAACAGACUAUCCCCAAAGUGUAUGAAAAUAGCGCUAGAAAAAUUGGAGUUCAGAGAGACAACAAAAAGAAUGACUUAACCCAGAACAGUCAACACGAUAAACAAAGAGAAACCUCUACAGAAAAUCAAAAUAAAAAAACUGUUGGAAUACACGAUGGCCAUGGAGGAACCCCAGUAGUCUCUGGGGACAAAGAAACAAUCCAGUCAUCCUUGACCCCUUUAGCACCAACUACAGACAGUGGAAAUAUUUCUGAAGAGGUAAAAACUGUAAGGCCUGUUGUCAGUGAUGGAAGUUCAAAGCCACAGGAAAAUCUUGCAGCCACAGUAGAGACUGAUAGCAAGGCAAUAUCGAGAAAGCUCACAGAACCUAAAUCUACAAAAAUCAUGAAUAAAACUGAAUCUGAAAAGAAAACGUACCAUGUGAAAGAAAACAAGCCACAAAGAAUAUCUUACAGUCAAAGUUCCCCAUUGACUAUGUGGGAGCGAAUUCAGGCUGCGAUGAAAGAACCUUCCACAGAUAACAGGGAUGUCACACCAGAACAAUAUUAUGGUAGUAUCCAAAAUUCACCAAAGAAGAACACCAGAAAACUCUCCCAAGAAUACCCCAAAUCUCCAAAAGAACGAGCACUCUCUCAAACACCAGAGAAAACCUUUCAAUCAGCAGAGAGAGAAUUGCUUUCAACUACUUCUGUCAGACGCACUUCAGAUGGUUUCCCUCCAUGUACACCUACCCCAGACUCACCUGUACUCACACCAGACUUUCAAACCCCUACAUCAGACAUGAGUGAUAGGUAUCGCUCAAGAGUUGACUCUAACCACUCCACAGCAUCAGAGGACUAUUUUGACUGCAGCGGGUCACCAAAUAAUGAGCAUGUGUCUGAUAGAGCAUUAUGCAGUCGCCACAGUACAGCAGGUUAUCAUGAUCCUGAAAAUGUACACAAAAAAAAUCCUCAUGCGGGUGCAACCAAUAAUUUAUUCAAAGACUAUAGUGCAUAUGUUGCUUUGUUUGACAAAGACAAAAACAAGCUAGCCCCGAGCAAGGAAACGCAGGGCCUUGAGAAGAAAGUGAAAACAGGGGACAAAGAGGAUUUGAAAACUAAAGAGAGUGGUAUAAAAAACACAAACCGAGAUUCGAAAGGGAAGGAGGGGCGAAAUGCUGAGAAAUCAAAGACACCGGUCUCACAGAAGACCUCUGAGAAAGAAAACGAGACCCAAUUUCAAGUGUUCAUGAGAAAUUCACGAACUCAGAGGGCAGCAGGAUCCAGCAAUGGAGAAAACAGAGAUGGGUCAGCCAGAGAGGUUGGUGGUCAGAAGGUAUGAAUAUACAAUGAGAGUAAAAGCAAGUCUACGACACUCUAAACUACAGCCACAAGUUCACAUGUGUCAGCUAAAUAAAUAGCAUCAUCAUAAACACAUUGUUUUAUACUUCAGUGUUGAAUCCAGUAACAUCAGAGGUUUAAAAUUAUAAAGUGAGAAGAUCCAGUUUAGGAAUGUUUGUACUAAAUUAGAUCAACACCAUAAUGUAUAGCUUACUUUGUAAUUUUGUCCAUACCAAGAGUUUAUUAAAAUCAUCUGAUCAGGUCAAUAUUGAAAGAUGAUGCCUGCAUGCCUUUAUUAAAUUGUGUAGGUGUCAAAUAUUUUUCUUGCUUUAGUUUAUUUUGCACUGUCACAGAUUUUCUUUAUUGUCACUGACAUACAUGCAAAUAGCAUUCAUAUUGAACACAAUUACCUCAUGCAGUGUGUGUAUUGCCUGUACAGUAUGCACCAGAGGUGGACCAGUAAUUUGAGACGUGACACAUUAUCAUUGUUCAUAAUUGAACAACAAGACGAGUGUGUAAAAGUGAUGUUUAAUGAAGCGUAUGUGCAGACUGUGUUACAACAAUAAUGAAUGCUUUAAAGUAAAAUUGUUAUCGUCACAUUUUAUUUAUGUAUUUAUUUAUUUUUACCUGUUCAAGACAAUGAGGUGC
This is a messenger RNA of Syngnathoides biaculeatus (alligator pipefish), 4218 nucleotides long. Its product is annotated as mucin-2-like. The record is from RefSeq and is a predicted model, not a curated record. The coding region runs from base 221 to 3571 and encodes 1116 amino acids. Lineage: Eukaryota; Metazoa; Chordata; Actinopteri; Syngnathiformes; Syngnathidae. The transcript has 4 exons.